AGCAUGAUCCCAUAGAGGAACAGGAUCCUAAUGUGGAAUGAGAUCCAACAGUUAUCUGGAACCCAUCGGUUAUGCAAUCCCAUCCGGGAACGGGAUGCCAUCAGGAUCACACCAGGAAACAGGUCUGCGCCGCAAUAGUGGUCCUAAUGCAAUCCCGGGCCACUCCAGGUAUAUUGGCUAGUCCUUUAUAAAUUAGACCCUAGAAUGAAGCGAGCUACAACAUGCUCAGUUAAUUAAUUUGUUCAGACAAAUUAAAAUGAUCAAAACAGACGCAAGAGAAAGCUGUGUGGAUAUUUUUUUUCAAAACUGCAUAUCCAAAUUAUUUCUUGUCUCAAGUUCUGCAACAUGUUACACAGUAGCCGAUACAAACACAAACUUUGUCAUCAACAAUGGACACAGCCACUUCCAUCCAAUUGAAAUCCUUGGUGUCGCUAGCAAAAGCUGGUUCAUGUUCAACAUCUUUGCCUUCAAAUAUCAUCUUACCUUAAAAUUGUAAAAUUAAAAUUAAAACUAACCUCUUUGCUUUGUAUGUACCCUGUACAGCCCAUACACUAAUCUCAUAUGCCAGACUGCUGUCAAGAGGCAGUUAAUUUCUUCUUGACAGGACUUAAAGUUUAAAUAACAAUAUUGCAACUGAGUUUCGGCAGUUUCAUGCUUAUCUGUGGCAUAAAUUCAGUGCAACAAAAACCAAAUUCCAUCAUACCGAACAUUAAAAAAUAAUAAUGGAAGUAUGGAAGACAAUAUUGAGUGAUCUUUUCCCAAUGUUGAUACAUUAUUGAAUGCCCCAGAUGCUCAACAUACUAAUGAUAAACCAAUUGCUCAGCCAAGCGUUGAUUUUCUCAGUUGAAGCAUUUAAAAAAAAACAGAACAGAACAACUAGGGAAUAAGUCUGAUUGGAUGCUUUAUCUUUACCGAGUAUAGAAUCAUGUGUUACAGAAAAGUCUAUUUCAGUUUAAAAAGGAAGCAUCUAUUUAUUUAGGUCAUGGAUUUGGUCAUUUAAACUCUAGGCCAAGAGUUUCAAAUUUAUACCACUGUUAAUUUGUACAACUUAAUUUCAGAGGUGAAUAAAGCCUUUUGGGACUUUGAAACAUUUGUUUCCUAUAACUGGCUGAGAAUGAACAAAACAAAGAGAUAGAUUAAAACAAAGACAUUAUUGCCAUUUGACCAAUUUUAUCUUGGUUUUUUGAAGUGAAUUUUGGAUAGAACUCGUACAAAAAUAUAGCUAUUUAAAUUUAAUCAAUCUUUUUGUUUUGUUUGUUAAAUAGUACCGGUAAUAAAUGUUAAUUUUAUAUUUUCCAGAGAUUGACUGCACCUUGAAAGGGACAUUGAAAUGAUUUGACACAUCAAUUAUUCUCAGAAAUAUGUAGAAGCAGACAAGCUUUUGGUGUCGGUUUGAAGUAUAAUUUUAUUUAAAAUAAUUUGAAACUUGUUGCAUGGAUCACAUGGAGUUCGGUAUCGCCCUUCCACACUACGUGGAGCUGACAAACGUAGGGCGAGAAUGGGCCUAUAUGAAGCAGAGACUCAACGCACAUGUCCACCACAGCUCAGACGGCCAUCAGCAGCAUGUGCAAGGACUUGUUAAGGCUUUCCUCAUUAACAUUGCUGCGGAGCACGUGCAGGAAUUGUUCAGUAUGUUUGGCCUUACUUACGACGAAGCUUUGAAGUUCAAUAGGAUAUUGCAGCAGCUGGAGGAUGUUUGCCUGCCGCGCUUUCUCAUCGUCUACAACCGUUUCAAGUUCUUCACGUGCAAGGAAAAGUGUAGCAGCGAGUUUAAUGAUUUUCUUCAUGAUCUCAUGAAGUGGUCAAAAAAUUGUGAAUUUGGAGACUUAAAGGAUAUUCUCAUGAAAGACUGCAUUAUUAAUGGGAUUUCUGAUGACUCUUUAAGACAGUGUCUCCUGAAGACAGAAGAGCUGGAUUUUCACAAAACAUUGGAAAUAUGCAGGAAGGUGGAGAAGAGUGAAAACAGUAAAAAUGCCAUGACUGGCACAGAACAAGUGCAGUACAGAGAUGCCAGUGUUGGCACCGAAGAGCUGGCACAGUUCUCUAGUCAGUGCAUGAAUAUACAUAAGACUGUCAGAGAUGUGGGCACAAAUACAGCUGAAGAUUCUUUUAACUUUGUUCAUGACGAAGCCACAGCACCUCAAAGAAACUGUUCCAAAGUGAUGGAGGCCGGUCCAGAAUCAGCCCAAAGUGGGUGCUCCUCAGAAUUUGGUCAUCACACAUAUACUGGUUCUCAAGAGAGCUCAUGGACAAAGACAAAAGUAAAUAGAUCUGUGGAUAGCUCUAACAGAAGGAUCAAUGCAACAAAAAUGUUGGGAGCAUCUUCUAGGGAGUUGAGGAGCUCAAAAAGAUCAAACAAGGAAUCGGUUAAGAAACAAAGUGAACUUUUGACAGACAAAAAAGAUUCACCAUCAUUAACAGUUACAAGUGGUAAGAUUGUGAAGAUAUUGCCAAAAGAUAGUAAAAUUAAGACUGAAGAAGUUGCCGUGGGUGUGGAUAUAAAAACCGAAAAAUUCCUCUGUGCUAAAUGCGGCAAGAGUUUUGCAGACGAUAUAUCACUCGGCGUGCACAUAUGCAGUGGUGGGAGUAAUGUGCACAUGUGCAGUGGUGGGAGUAAUGCCUACCUGCAUAGACAAACUUUUAAAUGUCGGAUGUGUAAACAGAGUUUUCCUGAUACGAUGUCACUGAGGCAGCACAGGCUGGCGCACAAGGGAGAGAGGAGGUUUAAAUGUGACAUUUGCUCCGCAAACUUUGGAAGUCCGUCUCAUCUCAAGGUCCAUGUUCGACAGCAUACAGGAGAGCGCCCGUUCACGUGCGAGACUUGUGGUGCAUCAUUUCCUGAAGCUUCCAAACUCAAGGUCCACCUGCGUAAGCAUACAGGUGAGAGGCCCUACUCUUGUGAAAUAUGUCACCACACAUUUUCAUGGACAGCUGCUUACACACGUCACUUGCGCACGCACACUGGGGAAAAACCUUACACGUGUGAAUUCUGUGGUGGAAACUUUGCAGAUUUUACAUCUUUGCAGAGGCACAGGCGGACUCACACUAAAGAAAAACCAUACUCAUGUGACACCUGUAACAUUAAAUUUGCAGAUCCAUCUGCCUUGAAGUUGCAUAAGCGUAAACAUACUGGCGAGCGACCAUAUGCCUGUAACCAUUGCAAUGGAACAUUUGUUCGCUCACAGCACCUGAAAGAUCACAUGAAAAUACAUUCAGGGGAGAAGCCUUUUGAAUGUAGCACAUGUGGAGCCAAAUUCGUUGAAGCUUCCAAACUCAAAAGCCAUCAACGAAAGCAUACUGGGGAAAAACCAUAUAUAUGUAAAAUCUGUGACACCAGCUUUGCAUGGACUGCUGCAUUUACAAGACAUAUGAGGACGCACACUAUGGAAAAACCUUAUAUUUGUGAUGUGUGCAACUCUCGAUUUGCGGACCACUCGACAUUAACUAGACACAAGCGGAUUCAUACGGGAGAACGCCCAUACAUAUGCAAAGUCUGUGGAACGAAUUUUGCGGACAAUUCAUCCCUGCAUCGACAUAAGCGAAUACACACUGGAGAGAAAUCGUAUGUUUGUGAAGUGUGUGGCACUUCAUUUGCUGUUAAACCAUACCUCAUAAGACAUAUGCGUAUCCAUACUGGUGAAAAGCCUUAUGGGUGUGACACUUGCGGAUCAAAGUUUACAGACUCGUCAAAACUAAAUCGCCACAAGAAAAUCCAUGCAAAAGCUUUCUCGAAACAGGGAAAGCAAUGUGAAGAGAAAACAGAAAAUGUGGGAAAUAUGAUAGAGAGGCCACAGAUUGAACAGCUGCAGCCCCUACAACACAUCGAGCCGCAGGACGAAGGUGACCUACGGAUCCAUCAUCACAUGAUGGUGGGUCAGUCAACUGAUGACCGGGGAAUGGAACAGCACUCGCUUAGUCUAGUUGAAGAGCUUCAACAGCCCUUGCCGAUGUCAACAAAUCUGAUACCUCUAACAAAUGUACUGCCAUUUAGCACUUCUGUCAUGUCAUAAAUAAAAAUAUUUCCAUGCCCCAUAAGUGAUCUUUUAGUGUGUAUUAACAAUUUUUUUAGCUAUCUACUGGCAGCCGGAGAAACAAUCAUUGUUAUUGUCAUUGCAGAUCUCAAGGUUGUAAUGAACAACUGGCUCCACCGCCUUAACUCUAAUGGAAUUUGGGAAAUGCAAAUGGCUACUAAAAUUAAAAGAAAACAUACCGGAAAGUGAAAUAAUAUGGUACUG
Molecule: messenger RNA, 4235 nt
Organism: Lymnaea stagnalis (great pond snail)
Lineage: Eukaryota; Metazoa; Mollusca; Gastropoda; Lymnaeidae
Source: the annotation of a GenBank genome assembly